This is a messenger RNA of Dermacentor silvarum, 981 nucleotides long. RefSeq lists its product as uncharacterized. Bases 1 to 981 code for a protein of 326 amino acids. Lineage: Eukaryota; Metazoa; Arthropoda; Arachnida; Ixodida; Ixodidae. The record is from RefSeq and is a predicted model, not a curated record. The transcript is spliced from 8 exons.
AUGGCAGCACUGAAGGUUAUUACCCGGCCUUUGUUCAUGCCCUCGCAGGCAACUGAACCACCACGAGAAGAGCUGGUCGCCAAGUUAAAAGCCACCAUUGAAGAACAAGCGAAAGAAGUUAAAAAACUGAAGCGAGAGCUCAUACAAGCAGUGGACCUCAACAAAAGGUUAACGAAUGCUCUGCUCGAAAAGAUUGAGAUUGCUCAUGGCAAAGCUGAAAAGGAGGCCGAAGCCAGUGCCCGCGCUCUCCAUGGUAAUCAUGCAGAGAGCAUGUGUGCCGACAACUUGUCUGUGGGCCACCAGCUGCUACUAGAAGACUUUGGUGCUCAUGAAAAAACCAACCAAGCGACCAGCACACCAUCUUUGAAUGAAGGAGUGUUCGAGUCGGCAGACUUGGGUGUGACAGGCGGGAGCCAUUCGCCACCUCCAAUGAGAAUUGAGCCUGCAGGUGUGUCGACUGAGAGCGCUCAGGCUCCAAUGAUGAUGAUUGAAGCUGGGGUGGAGGCCACAAGCACGGCAGGGGUACUUGUACACUCUGCUCAAUUGGCUGUUGCUGUGCACCCAGGGUCUCCAUGCACUGGUGGAAUGCUUUCAACUGUCGAUGGACAGGUACAGAUUGGCGCGGGCAUUGUGAUGCCACUAAACAAGUGGCAUUACAUAAUGAAGUCUACCUCAGAUGCCAAGUGCACAUUAGACGUGGCACGGCACCUGUGGUCAGCAACGCAAGCUGGGGAGAGAAGCCUGACUGGGCAGGCCUGUCGGACCAUCUCUGACGCAUCCGGGAAGCUUCCAGCAACACCAGCGAAAGUGGCUGCUGUGAAGAACUGCCUGGAGAAGUACAUCAGCGAGCAUCCCAUGGGGCCACCAGCACCACCUCCAGAGCACCGCCUUGCUUCUGUAAGGAAGCACCUCCGGAGCUUCUUUACAGAAGCAGGUCGCCAGGGCAAGCGCGUACGCAAGACUGGAAUAGCCCAAACUUAA